AUGCUCAAAGCCUUUCAUGAGCAUACAUUGAGUCGCUUGCGGAAGACAGCCAUCAAGAUGGCUGAGAAGAGUAGACGUCGCCGAGCUCCAAACUUAGCUCCCUACAAGAAGGGUGACUUACUCUGGGUUGCGGCCAACAGUAUUAAUAAGCUCAAGCCCCGAUGGACUGGUCCUUUCAAGUGUAUGGGAGGUGAAGAAGUGACUGGCUCGGCACAAUUGGUAGAGAUAUCUUCUUUGAGUGACCAACCCCGAGGACAAGUGCAUAUUUCUAAUGUCAAGUUGGCAGUUCUCAGUGACGAGCAGUUAGACGUCUAUUGUGGACGAGAUAAGAGCCAGCCGACGACUACCUCUGCCGUCUUCCCAGUUUCGGGAGACAUACCGACUGUCAAGUCAGAGCAGUUUCCUGCAAUGCGACACUUCAUGAUCGAGGGUGGCGACAAGGAAGGGCAGCUCUUGGUUGCAAGGUCGGUCGUCCCCAUCAAGGAUUCUACUGGUCUAUGGCUACAGUGCGAUCAAUGUGACGUGUGGACAGAAGUUACGGCAGUGCUCCAUGAAGCCUAUAAGGGUGAUGCUCCAUUCAGUUGUAGUGUUCUCGGUGUUCCAUGUGUGUUUCAGGACAUGUGA
Molecule: messenger RNA, 624 nt
Organism: Perkinsus marinus ATCC 50983
Lineage: Eukaryota; Perkinsozoa; Perkinsida; Perkinsidae
Exons: 1
Coding region: 1-624 (207 amino acids)
Source: RefSeq, a predicted model, not a curated record